Papaver somniferum (opium poppy) is the source of this 1762-nucleotide messenger RNA. RefSeq lists its product as uncharacterized. The transcript has 5 exons. The record is from RefSeq and is a predicted model, not a curated record. NCBI's taxonomy places the organism in Eukaryota, Viridiplantae, Streptophyta, Magnoliopsida, Ranunculales, Papaveraceae. The coding region runs from base 38 to 1762 and encodes 574 amino acids.
CAAACACGGCGUCUUGAAGCUCUUGAACUGCUUUGACAUGGAUUGUGAGACACCAUGUUCAUUCAAGUUUGCUGAUGAUAAGAUUAUAGAGUCUACACCGGCAAAGCUGGCUGGUAUAUUUUGCAUGCAGAGGAUUGGAAGCAGAAAGGGUCAGAAGCUGUUAAAGUACUAUUGUCCUAGUGAUUUGACUGACAAUGUUUUAUACAGCAAAUACUUCACCGAUAUCAAAUCUACAAAGCAUCAGACGACGGUGACUAAGACAAACAUUUUAGAGAAGAUAAAACAACUUAUGGCAAAAAGGAGAAAAAGUGGGAAAAGAAAGAAAGUUGAUGAAAAGGAUCUAGUUUGCCUGAUAGGUCUUUAUCUUUGCUGUGUAUUGUUUUUUGGCGACAAAAAUGCCAAUGGAGUGAACGCGAAAUAUCUUAGUAUCGUUGAAACUUAUGAUACGGUGCUCAAGGUGUCGUGGCCUGAUUUAAUACACGAGCACUUGUUUGAAGAGAUUCAUACUAAUCUUAGUUGUUUGUCAAAUGUGAAGGCUUGUGUGCAAUACCUACUGUUAUUGUUUGCUGAACACACGCCAGCAGGAUUAAUCCCGAAAGUUGAGAACCACGAGGAAGAUAUCCCGAGGGUUGGGAGAUGGGAUAUAUACCAGAUUUCUGAUUACAUUUGGAAAACAGACAUGACACAGUUUUCGCCAACUCCUAGCUUUGUGGCUGAGUUUUCACAGCUUGAGAAGCAGCUGGGUAUAUCAACCGUGGUACCCAGCAAGGACGACCUGCAAAGUUGGCUGAAAGCGCAAACUAUUGAGAAUAGCCAUCUGAAAGAGCAACUGCAAGAAAAGCAAGCAAUGCUUAAAGCAGUGUAUGCAAUUGCAAGAGAAGGGAUAUCAGAAGGGGACCUUUCAGGAACAGCGGAAUUCAAGGUUCACAAAUUUAGUUGCCAAAUUAUGCAAGCAAUGGGUAUUGAUCCUUACAAAGUGACCCAGGAAGAGUUUAUGCAACAUGAAGAUGAUGUACAUGGAGGUACUGAGCAUGGAGCUACUGAGCAUGAAGAAGAAGAGUUACAAUUAGUUGAGACAGAGCAACAAGGAGAUGGAAGUACUGAGCAAGAGAAAGAGAAAGAUGACACUCCACCAAAGAAAAGGCCUGUCGCAAAGCAAAAGCCCACUCCUACAAAUAAUGUUGAUGAGGAGCAGAAGAAAGAUGUUGAAGAGACACCUGUUACGGAUGAGGCACAGAAGAAAGCUGCAGAUGGUGGAGUUGUGGAUGGGGCAGGUGAUGAUGUAGCUGCAAAAGCCGUAGGUGAUGAUGUUACUGCAAAAGUCAAUGAGGAUACACCUGCAACUGUUGGUGACGGUUUGGUUAUGACUGCUCCAACUCAGCCAACUCCUGGAACUUUUGAUGACAGUUCUGCUUCAACACAGUUUGAGGACUCCAUGGUGAUAACUGCUACAACACCGCAAACACAGCCUGACAAUGCUCAGACCUACAGGUUGGUGCAACUAGGAGCUAACCCCGAUGAUAUGACGAAUGUUGAAGUGAGUGAAAUGAUAGAUGAGAUCGUCAGCAACAUUAACAAAACUGAACAUGGACCCGCAGUGACGGAGAAUGCAGAACCUACCUCAACUGCUACAACGCAGGAAAACGUUUUUAGCCUUGGAUUAGAAAAAACUCCAAAACCUGCAGGAGAGUUACUGAAGGAAGCUGCGAAUACAAUAAGAGAAAGGCAACCAUCAUUAACAACAACGUGUGCUGAGGAAUAG